AGAGGAGAGGGCAGGACAGGAGAGGAGAGGACAGGAGAGAGUUAUAACAGCAAAGGGGAGAAUAAAUCCAAACACGUUUCAUAUCUGAAAUGCGCCACUAGGGGGAGAUGAUGAGCGCUGCGACUUUCUUCUUCGGCUGGAGCGUUUGCUCACUCAGCAGCAUUCCUAACGCCACCGGGGAGCAGCUCGGGUCUGUCCGCCAUGCCUCAGCCUCCGGAGGCCGGGGAGCGACAGCAGCAGCAGCCGCAGCAGCAGCUCCCUCUGGUCCGCUCGCUGAUCAGUCGGCUCCCGGCUCAGGUGCUGUUCUGUAACCGCAGCCCGCGCACCGUCCAGCUGCUGUGGAUUAACUUCCGGGGACAGCCGGAGUCUUACGGCGAGCUGCAGCCGCAGACUGGGAGGAGGAUGAACACUUUUGUGGGGCACCCGUGGAUGUUUCGUGACGCUGAGACUGAUGACCCAAUGUUGGUGAAUAAUAAAGAGAUGUACUUGCCCAACGCGCUGGAAAAUGGCCAAGUAUCUAUGGUCAACAUCACACUACCAGUGUUUUCCCUGAGGGAGCGCUGUCUGCAGGUGGUAAGGAAACUCGUUCGGAUCGAAGAUUUCUCUCGGUUAGAAAUCGCUCGGAGUCUUCAGGAAGAUCUCGCUCAGAAGCCGAGCAUCCACUCAGACCUGCGGCGCAUCAGCCAGAGAGUGGAGCAGAGACUGCUGCAGAACAGAGAGGCACAAAACACCUGAACAUCACCGCUGUCUUUAUUAUUACUGUUAUUAAUUAUUAUUAUUGUUAUUAUUAUUGUUACAAUCCCAGGACAAAUGUUCAGCCCAGAGAACGACAGUGUCUUUCUAGGAAGAUGCAACACACCGGAAGGUGUUUGUCCGUGCAGAGGUUUGACUCUAAAACAACGGACUUUAGACGUGCUUUCACUGCAGGAACCUUUUUCAGGAAGACAGGCUGGAAAAUUUUACAGAGAAAGUGUAAGAGAGUGUGUCAAAAUCUUCCUCUUUUAAAAGUCGAAGAAGAGAGCCAGAAAUCUACUUGAGUGAAAGUCAAAAAGUGUAUGCAUUUAAACAGUGCAACAGUCGAUUUUUUAAAAAUUCCUCUCUUGUAUAAGUAGAGGAAAUGUAGAACAUGAUUUAAAAAAAAAAAAAAAAAAAAGAUGGAUUAAAGCCGUAGCAUUAGCAAAAGUUUAUAAAGUCGGUAAGAAAACACGUAUGGAAAAGUGUCUUCCGGAACGGAAUGCUCGUUUGUGUUUGGAUGCGCCUCCUGUCAAUCAUUUUAUAGACACUCAUCGGGCCAACUAAGAUCCUGAGGGCGGAGCUUCUUGAAAAUGGAGUGAGCGGGAUUGAGGGAGUGAGCUCAAGGAGUAAAAAAUAAAUAAAUAAUCUUAUCAAAUGCACCUUUUAAGUAUUAUAAAGUACAUAGACCACAGUGUCAGAAAACCAAAGAUGCAUUUAAGUAAAUAGAUUGCUGGAAAAUCGUUUGAACAUUAAAAAAAAAAGACUUUUCCAGCAAUUAUCUUAUACAGUCUACUGUGUUGGUUUGUUUCAUACAUUUUUCUGAAUAAUGAUGUAUAAUAUUUUGGUAGGAAACCUAAUGAUGCCUUUUUAAAGAAUUGCUAAAUUAAAAAAUGCAGGUCUUUAGUUCACUAUGUUUUGUACUGUAGGAUAAAAACAUAAAUAAAUAAAUAAAUAAAU
Molecule: messenger RNA, 1692 nt
Organism: Pangasianodon hypophthalmus (striped catfish)
Lineage: Eukaryota; Metazoa; Chordata; Actinopteri; Siluriformes; Pangasiidae
Gene: vhl
Product: von Hippel-Lindau tumor suppressor
Exons: 4
Coding region: 202-735 (177 amino acids)
Source: RefSeq, a predicted model, not a curated record